UAGUAUAAAAGCAAUAUACACGACUUAUUUCAAAAUUAGUUUUGAAAUUAGAACAAAACUAGAAUCAUAAUGAGGGCUUUCGUUGCUGUUUUGGCUGUUGCCAGCCUUUUGGCCACAGCUAAUGCUGGCUUAUUGGGAUUAUUAGGUGGCCUUAAAGGAGGUGGUGGUGGCGGCUACGGUGGUGGCGGCAGUGGCGGUUAUGCCAGCAGCUAUGGUUAUGGCGGCCACGGUGGUGGUGGUGGCGGCUACGGUGGUGGUGGUGGCGGUUACGGUGGUGGCGGCUACGGAGGUGGCGGCUACGGUGGUGGCGGCCAUGGCGGUGGUGGUCAUGUCGAUGUUUACAAAAUUAUAACUACUACUUCCCACGGUGGUGGCGGCUACGGCGGUGGCGGUCAUGGAGGCUACAGCGGUGGCGGUCAUGGAGGCUACGGCGGUGGCGGCUACGGUGGUGGCGGCUAUGGCGGUGGUGGUUAUGGUGGCGGCCAUAGCGGUGGUGGAUAUAGUGGUGGCCAUGGAGGCUACGGCGGUGGCGGUUACGGAGGUGGCGGCCAUGGUGGUCAUGUUGAUGUUUACAAAGUCAUCACAACUUCUGGUGGUGGUGGCGGCUAUGGCGGUGGCAGCUACGGCAGUGGCGGCUACGGCGGUGGCGGUCAUGGUGGCUGGAGUGGUGGUGGCGGCCACGGCGGCUGGUAAACACUUCUAGUUAAACUAGUUUUAGUAGAUUUAAAAUAAGACAGACGAUAAUUAAAACCAAUAAAGCUAAAUCAUUAUCUAAUUAACAUAAAAA
Messenger RNA from Calliphora vicina (urban bluebottle blowfly), 787 nucleotides. Its product is annotated as ctenidin-3-like. NCBI's taxonomy places the organism in Eukaryota, Metazoa, Arthropoda, Insecta, Diptera, Calliphoridae. The coding region runs from base 70 to 693 and encodes 207 amino acids. The record is from RefSeq and is a predicted model, not a curated record. The transcript is spliced from 2 exons.